Molecule: messenger RNA, 1026 nt
Organism: Mercurialis annua (annual mercury)
Lineage: Eukaryota; Viridiplantae; Streptophyta; Magnoliopsida; Malpighiales; Euphorbiaceae
Exons: 4
Coding region: 1-1026 (341 amino acids)
Source: RefSeq, a predicted model, not a curated record
AUGAAGAGAACGAAGAGAAUGAACAGGAUGAACAGACUGAAGAGAAUGUUGGUGCUUCGCAGAACAGGGCUGGUGGGAGACCCAAAGAUCUAUUUCAGAUUCAGAAGAAGAGGGGGGGAGGAUUUUAAUGUGUUUGAUGAAGACCACGACCAUGAGGGUCCAACUUUCUCUAUUGGGAUGUUGUUCACUGACAGGGAGCAGUUUAAGAAGGCCUGCCGUGAGUGGGGGAUAUACCACAGGUACCAACUGCACUUCCUUGUAAAUGAGAUAACAAGAGUGAGGGCAAAGUGCUACUCAAAGACCAAAUGUAAGUUCUACGUGUUUGCAUCAAAGCUGCACCUCAAAGAUCCCAAUGACAACACAUUCCGAGUGAAGACCCUUGAUCUGCGCCAUACAUGUCCUAAAGUGAGCAAAAACUUCCACCUGACUAGUGCAGUCCUCGCCGACAAGUACUUAGAAGAAGUUAGAAACGAUCCUGAAUAUAAGUCUGAAGUGUUUGUGAAGAAGAUUCAGACAGACCUAAAACAAUCAAUAAGCAUUCAGCAAGCAAGAAGAGCAAGAAGGGCAUCAUUGGACAAAUUGGAGGGUGAUGAAGACCGGCAAUAUGAGAAGUUGUAUGAUUACAAGAGGGAGGUUUUGAGAACAAACCCAGGCAGCACGGUGGAGUUUAAAGAAGCAAGGGGGAAGUUCCAGGGAAUGUAUGUAUGCUUUGAUGGGUUGAAGCAUGCCUUCAUGAAUGGGAUGAGACAGAUUGUCUGUCUGGAUGGGUGCUGGUUGAAGGGUAAAUACGGGGGUCAACUUCUUUCUGCAACAGGGAUUGAUCCAAACGACUGUAUGUACCCCUUAGCAUAUGCCUGGGUUAAAACGGAGAACACAGACACCUGGAUGUGGUUUAUUGGGCUACUUCUAGCUGAUCUCCACCUUACGAAUGCCACAGUUUUCAUGUCCGAUAAACAAAAGGGUCCUUUGGGUUUGUUGAAUGCUGUGAAGGAGCUGUUCCCAUAUUCAGAGCAUCGAUUUUUCUAG